AUGGAACGAUUUUAUGAAGAAUUAAAUGUACUAAAGGCAAACAUGGGUAAAAAUAACACAUUAUUAUCAGAUAAACGAUACGACGAGUUGAUAGAAGAAAUUUUAACGCUGAGAUGUCAGAAAACAAAAAAAAAUCCUCGUGAUUUUUGGUUGAAAAAAAGUCUCAAAGAUCUUUGGCCUGAACUCAAAAUAAUACAUGGCAAGCCCAGGCAUAGCCAGAGCCAAGGUAGUGUAGAACGUGCAAACCAAGACAUAGAAAAUAUGCUGACUAUAUGGAUGCAAGAACAAAAUACUUCACAAUGGAGUCAAGGUCUCCGUUUCAUUCAGCUAAUGAAGAAUAGAGCUUAUCAUUCAGGUAUCAAAACUACUCCUUAUGAAGCAUUAUUUGGAUGCAAAAUUAAAAUCGGAUUAAAUACGUCAAAUUUACCAAAAGAAAUUGUAGAAAAUAUUGAUACAGAAGAACAUUUAACAGCAAUUACAGAAAGUAAAAGCAGUGAAACAAUUACAAAUGCUACAACUGUUAACCCUAUUGAAUUAGAGGAUGCGAGUACAACAAUUACAAAAAUUAAAACAAAUAACGAAAAUGCUAUUAACUUACGGAAAAAUGCAACAAAAAAAUUAGAAAAUCAGGCAGAUAAAAUGAAAUAA
Molecule: messenger RNA, 648 nt
Organism: Aphis gossypii (cotton aphid)
Lineage: Eukaryota; Metazoa; Arthropoda; Insecta; Hemiptera; Aphididae
Exons: 2
Coding region: 1-648 (215 amino acids)
Biological process (GO): DNA integration
Molecular function (GO): nucleic acid binding
Source: RefSeq, a predicted model, not a curated record